AUGGCGGCUGCCGCCUGCACUACCGUUAACAACGCUGCCGUUAACAACCCGCAGAAACAACACCGGAGGAAAAGUAGAGAUACGCGGCGGAGACAAGCAGCUCUCUUUUUCCUUAGUAACAUUUCACUAGAUGGACGGCCAGUACAACAGACAUACCAUGGAAACCGAGACAGCGAGUUGCUGGGGGGCGAUAUCGGGGCGACAGUGGUCGGGAUGUUAACCGUGUCUAGCUAUGGGACCUUCACUAACCUACCAACGUCUGUGAGCUGCGGGACCGUUGGGAACGUUUGCGCCGUUCCGGGACUCGGAGUUAUCACUGUCCCGCCUAUCCUCGUUCUGCCUUCGGACUCGUUCAAUGAUGGGACAACGGAGGUAUUUCUGGAGAGGCGAGGAGGAUCGUUUUCCUCGCAGGGAAACCUCCUCUCUCCCUCGGGUCUCCUUCCUACUCCUCUCGGACGACGGAAGUCCUCCACGUUGCUGUCGGUCCAGAGUUGUAAUUCGGUGACUUCGGAAACGGGACGGAGUCGGACUCGUAACCUGUUGGGCUCCCCCAGACAUCACCCUGUGAAGAAGGUCCACUUCAUCAAGAACAUGAGACAAUACGACACACGAGGCAGCAGGAUCGUGUUGAUCUGUGCCAAGCGUUCUCUGUGUGCAGCCUUCUCAGUGUUACCCUAUGGAGAGAGCUUUCACAUCAGUGACUCCAAGUUGGACAGGUGUAGGCAUUCAUCAGGGAACAUCUCUACCAGUCUGGAGAUGAUGCCUGGACUGGAAGGGUUCGAACUGGAGCCCUACGGCAAGACGGUGUCAUAUGCCCAGUUUCUGUACCCGACCAACGCCCUGGUCCGUCAGAAGACCCCCUCGGUGGACAUUACCCUCCAGGUGCCCCUCAACCAGGUGACCCGGAGCAGUAACCCCAGAAACUACACCCCAACCAGGCUCAACUGCAACGUGGGACUGGACCUGGGUGUGGAUGAGGCAUCAGACUAUGACCCCAACCUUCUGAGUGACCCCCAGUGGCCCUGUGGGAAACACAAGAGAGUCCUGAUCUUCGCCUCAUACAUGACGACAGUGAUAGAAUAUGUGAAGCCGUCUGAUCUGAAGAAGGACAUGAACGAGACGUUUAAAGAGAAGUUUCCUCAAGUCAAGCUGACACUCAGCAAGAUCAGGAGUCUAAAGAGAGAGAUGCGUACAGUGGGUGACGACUGCGGCCUGCAGGCGGUCACCGUGGCGAUGGCAUUUGUUUACUUUGAGAAGCUGGUCCUCCAGGGACGACUCAACAAACACAACAGGAAGUUGGUCUCUGGAGCCUGCGUGCUGCUCGCUGCUAAGAUCAGCAGCGACCUCAAGAAGCAGGACGUCACUCAGCUCAUAGAUAAACUAGAGGAGCGUUUCCGUAUCAGUCGGAGGGAGUUGAUCCCGUUUGAGUUCACUAUCCUUGUUGCCCUGGAGAUGGCUCUGUACCUGCCUGAGAGAGCCAUCAUGCCACACUACCGACGCCUGGUGCAGCAGAACUAGGGCCACGCCCACUGCUGCACCCACGUGGACGGGAGCCACGCCUCCAAGGGUCUGUAGACUGGACAUGGGGAGGAGCCACGCCUACAAGGGUCUGGAGACUGGACAUGGGGAGGAGCCACGCAGACAAGGGUCUGGAGACUGGACAUGGGGAGGAGCCACGCCGACAAGGGUCUGGAGACUGGACAUGGGGAGGAGCCACGCCUACAAGGGUCUGGAGACUGGACAUGGGGAGGAGCCAUGCCUACACGGGUCUGGAGACUGGACAUGGGGGUGGAGUGAGGGGAGGAGCUACACCUGCUAGGGUCUGGAGACUGGACAUGGGGGUGGAGUGAGGGGAGGAGCUACACCUGCUAGGGUCUGGAGACUGAUCAGGAAAUUCUCUGCCCCCACACCUGGAAACCUGGGCGUUUGAUACCAUUCCACUCCAGCCAUUACCACGAGCCCAUCCUCCCCAAUUAAGGUGCCACCAGCCCCCUGUGCUAAGCACCAUAAAACUCAGAGACUUACUCACCUCAAUAGCGACUCUGGUAUUUUACUCUCACCUUGAAGAAGUAUAAAUUACACCGAUCAGUCUUCCUACAUUUGCUGGUAUUAUUAUCAACAUACAGUAUAUAAUUGCUACACUUUCUAAACCUGAACGUUGCCAUGCUUCCACGUGCCACAAGGGGGUGCUACAGUUCAGCAGUAGCAUUGCAAGAAUACCAGUUCUGCUUCAUACACACUUAUAGGGCUGACCUAAACUGUACCGUUGUGGUUCGGGUUUUCUUCUCUCUUCACAUUGUCCGUUCCAGCAGCUUUGGUGGACGUGUCACCAGGCCAGUUUGGCUCGGUUUGGUCUUAUAGUGGGAAUCGGGUAUAAGAGUAACACACAAACCAGGGAAGAACCUUCUCCAUCACCUUCCUGCCAACAUUUUAAAGGGAAAACAAAUACAAGAAACAUCAGAUUUAACCAAAAAGCAGUUUCAUUUAUUUAUCCUGUUUUAAAAUGUAUAUUUAUUAUAUUUUCAUUUAUUUCUUUGAAAAAUAAGGGAUGUUUAUAUUAUAACCAAACCAGUUCAUUAUUCUGCACCUCUUUGUAGUGUACCUCACAUAAGUUUUCUUCCAGCAUUAUAACCAAGCGUCCGUUAGUAAAAUGUCAUCCCAAAUAGAGCCCUAUUCCCUAACCAAGCAUCCCUUAGUAAAAUGUCAUCCCAAAUAGAGCCCUAUUCCCUAACCAAGCAUCCCUUAGUAAAAUGUCAUCCCAAAUAGAGCCCUAUUCCCUAACCAAGCAUCCCUAGUAAAAUGUCAUCCCAAAUAGAGCCCUAUUCCCUAACCAAGCAUCCCUUAGUAAAAUGUCAUCCCAAAUAGAGCCCUAUUCCCUAACCAAGCAUCCCUUAGUAAAAUGUCAUCCCAAAUAGAGCCCUAUUCCCUAACCAAGCAUCCCUUAGUAAAAUGUCAUCCCAAAUAGAGCCCUAUUCCCCAUAGUACUCUUUGUGUAUUGAAGUGAUGGUGGUGAUUGUUGCUAUGAAAAGAGCCUGAUCUUCCUAACCUUGUCACCGAGUUCCGACAGCAUAUAUUAAACUCUAUGUUAGAGGUGACAUUGACUACAAUGAUCGAAGCACAUUCUAGGGUGCGUUGCGUUCCGCUUCCUCCUCCGACGCAUGUUUUAAUGUUGACGUGCGUCUUAACAUGUGUCACCGUAUAUAACCCUUUGCUUGGCAUCCUAAAUGGCACACUAUCCACUAUGUAGUGCACUACUUCUGACCAGAAAUACUAUAUAUAUAUAUAUAUAUAAUAUAUAUAAUACUAUAAUAGCACUAUAUAGGCUGAUUGGGUGUCAUUUGGGACAAAUACCUUGUUAUAAAGUUGUUGUUGUUUUUUUUUAAAUGUAUCCAAUUUGUAAGUCGCUCUGGAUAAGAGCGUCUGCCAAAUGACUUAAAUGUAAUGUAAUGUAUCUUCGUUUUACAUUGAACUGUUUUAGACUUUUACAUUUUUUUGUACCACAUUUAUUUACCAUUGUUGUUUUCUUCUUCGGUACGCUAAUGAAGACCGUUGAGGUCACGUGUUUGACCCUG
Molecule: messenger RNA, 3572 nt
Organism: Oncorhynchus masou masou (cherry salmon)
Lineage: Eukaryota; Metazoa; Chordata; Actinopteri; Salmoniformes; Salmonidae
Product: CDK5 and ABL1 enzyme substrate 2-like
Exons: 9
Coding region: 1-1518 (505 amino acids)
Biological process (GO): regulation of cell cycle
Source: RefSeq, a predicted model, not a curated record